AUGUCCCUCGAGACCGGCGAGCCACCGAAACUGUACGGCGUCAACUUCCAGCCGCCGGCACCGUUCGACUUCGCGAACCCGCCAACUUGGGCGACAUGGCUCAGCCGCUACGAAGACUACGCAGCGGUCUCGGGACUGACGCAAGCGUCGGAAGACAUGCAGGUACGAUCGCUACUGUACUGCAUGGGCCCGGAGGCCCGCCCGCUUCUCGAGACCUUUUCGCUCGACGCCCAGUCGCUCGGUUCAUACCAAGCCGUUGCCACCCGCUUCACUGAGCACUUCUUGCAUCCGGUAAACGAGCUUUACGAAUCAUCACGGUUCCACAGACGUGUUCAGCUGCCCGACGAAAGCGUCGACACGUACUACGCAGAACUGCGCAGGAUGGUUAAGCGCUGUAACUAUGCGUCUGCUGCUGUCGAGGAAAGGCUCGUACGCGACCGGUUCGUCGUUGGCCUCCGCGACUCCCGUCUCUCGGACCAGCUGUGUCGGAACGCGUUGACACUACAGGACGCCUGGACACAAGCCCGUCACUCCGAAGACGCCGACAGGGAAAAGGCGUUGCCCCAGAACCGCACCGAGCACUCCCGCGAGCUCAACCUCGACGCCGCAAAAGCUAACAAGUUCCCCUCUCGCCGCCGCUCCACCGCUAAGCCUCGUUCACCGCAGUCGCUAGCAGAGCGCUCACGCGAGCCGUCCACAUGUGAAUUCUGCGGCCGCGCACCUCAUCGACGUUCAGACGGCCCGGCCUGUCGCUUCACCUGCAACUUCUGCAAAAAGAAAGGCCACUUUGCCGAAGUAUGCCGCUCGCGGAAGUUCAAGCAGUACAAGCUCAGCUCCGUUCACCUGCACGCCGUCGCGACGCCCGCCUCGGCAAUGUUCGUCGACGUCACCGUUGACGACUACACAGCGCAGUUCAAGGUUGACUCCGGAAACGAAGUAUCUGCUGUUCUCAGCGACUUUCCUACCUUGCCUGCCAAACUCGACAAAGUCGACACUCUGCUCACUGGCCCGGGAGGACAGCCACUGCGCGUGCUGGGCUCGUAUGUGGCACGACUUCAGUGGCAAGGGAAAACAAGCUGUCAGCGCCUCUACGUGAUCCAGUCUCUCACUGUGCCUCUUCUGGGACUGCCAGCGCUCCAAGCCCUCCAUGUAGUUCGGUUUCUUGAUCAACUCAAGACUUCAAAAGCGACGCAGCACGCCGAGCUCUUCAAUGGAUUGGGCACCCUCAAGGACGAUUACAACAUCCGGUUGAAACCCGAUGCCGUAUCUUUCUCGCGAAGCGUACCUCGCAGGAUCCCCAUUCCGCUGCUCGAGAUUGUCCGCCGUGAGCUGCACAAAUUAGAAAACGCAGGCGUGAUCCGUACGGUCGACAAGCAAACACCAUGGGGCUCGGGUCUCGUCGUCGUCCGGAAAGGCGAUGGUUCCUACCGCCUCUGCGUCGACUUAACACAACUCAACAAGGUCGUCCUUCGUGAAAGACAUAUUCUGCCAACUUUCGAGCAAGUCCUUGGCCUCCUCGGCGAUGCAAAAGUUUUUUCGAAGCUGGACGCGACCGCAAGCUUCCACCAGGUGAAGCUCGCUGAAGACUCCCAAGAGCUUACGACAUUCAUCACCCCAUAUGUCCGAUACUGCUUCUGCCGACUCCCCUUUGGCAUCACCUCCGCACCAGUGUACUUCCAAAAGCCGAUGGCAAGAAUCCUGGAGGGCCAAGAAGGAGUCGCCAAUAUGAUAGAUGAUAUUUUGGUUUUUGGACGCACCCGCCAGGAACAUGACGCCAGACUGAGCCAGAUGCUAUCUCGCCUUGGAAAAGCAGGUAUCACGUUGAACCAGGACAAGUGUCGUUUCGGGGUACCCGAGGUCUCCUUCCUCGGAGUUGUCGUCUCAGCACAGGGCAUCAGGCCAGAUCCGGGCGAGGUCGAAGCAGUCAAAGCCAUGGAAGCCCCUACGGACGUCACUGGCGUUAGAAGGCUGCUCGGAAUGGUAAACCAUCUUGCCAGGUUCUUGCCACACAUCUCGGACGUCACAGCUCCCAUCAGAGCUUUACUGAACAAGUCUGCGAGUUGGGUGUGGCAACACGACCAAAAGGCAGCAUUCGGAAACAUCAAGGACGUCAGAUAG
Messenger RNA from Dermacentor andersoni, 2118 nucleotides. The record is from RefSeq and is a predicted model, not a curated record. NCBI's taxonomy places the organism in Eukaryota, Metazoa, Arthropoda, Arachnida, Ixodida, Ixodidae.